Messenger RNA from Mauremys reevesii (Reeves's turtle), 1540 nucleotides. RefSeq lists its product as uncharacterized. The record is from RefSeq and is a predicted model, not a curated record. The coding region runs from base 66 to 932 and encodes 288 amino acids. Lineage: Eukaryota; Metazoa; Chordata; Testudines; Geoemydidae. The transcript is spliced from 3 exons.
GCCCAUCACUGGGGAUCUGGUGUGAGCAUCUGUCAGUGAGUGACGGCACCCCCUGAUCCUGCCCCAUGGAAACCCUGGUGCCAGGACAGAUGCCCAGGGCUGGACUCCUGCUGCUGCCCCUUCUCCUCUGCUUCGGGCCAGAGACCGCCGGGAGCAUUGACCCGGCCGCACUCAAAGCCAUCGUGGAUCACGUGCACAAGUAUCGCCCUGUCACCCGUCCCGCCCCCACUCAUCAGUAUGCAGUGGCCAUCUCCUUGCCGCAGUCCAUGUGCAAGGGCAUCAGCCCGAGUGAGCUGGAGGAGCACCUGCCCAUGGCCGAGCUCCAGGCGAUGAAAUCCAAGCUAGAGACGGACCUUCUGUAUGAGGGGCCUCAUGUCGUCGCCGCCGCCAAACCUGACAAACGUGACGAAAGUGGCACACAAUACCUGCACUCUGAGUGGCUGAUGUUCCAGCUGGACCAGAACGGGGUGAGCCCCGUCUCCCGCCUCCUGGACAAGUCCCGGGACCAGACCAAGUGCCAGGAGACCCGCGCCUUUGAAGAAUCAUAUGGCAACAACCGCUAUCCCAGGUCAUUUCCGAACAACCCGUGCGGCUGGAACCGCUGCUUCAUCUUCUUCACCUAUUACUCCCCCUGCCUGGGCACCUGCCUCAGCCUGAACAGCGACCACCGCAUUCAGGACCUCAUGGACGGGAUCUUCAGCGCCCUAGACAGGGACUACCGUGCCUUGGCCUUCAAGGAGGUUUUCAAAAAAGACAGAAGUCAGGGGAAGCAGCUUGUAUGGAACUCAUGGCAAACACUCUGUAAAGUGCCCCUGUACCAAUGCGAUGACCAGGGCUGCCAGAGCUGCGAGGAGAAGGACGUCAACAAGAACUCCUGCCUAACAGCAGUGAAAAACCCAGCCACAAAAGCCCCGAAGAUAGCCCAUGGGUGAGGGCGCAAAGGUGGGAGGAGAUUGUAAGUUGCAAUGCAAUCAAUCAACAACCAACCCAUCCAUCCAUCAUCAUCCACCCAUCCAUGAACCCAUCCAUUUGUCACCCCAUACAUCCGUCAACCCAUCUGUCCAUCCAUUCUUCAAUCCAUCCAUCCAUCUGUCCCUCCAAGAACUCAUCCAUCCGUCAACCCGUCCAUCCAUCCAACCCAUCCGUCCAUCCAUCCAUGAACCUAUCUGUCCAUCAACCCAUCCACCAAUCCUUCUAUCCAUCAGCCCAUCCAUCCAUCAUCCUUCAACCCAUCCAUCUAUCUGUCUGUCAACCCACUCAUCCGUCAGCCCAUCCAUCUAUCAGCCCAGCUGUCCAUGCCUCUCACAUACCUCUCCUUCUAUUUCACUAUCUCAUUUCAAGGUGCCCAUUCCCUGAGUAUCUGGGCACUGGGUUUGCCCUGUGAUCUCUUCUCCCUCUCUUUCUGUAUCUCAUUUCCAGGGUGUCCAUGCCCCUGGUAUGUGGGCCCUGGGUUUCCCCUUAAAAAUUGCCCCCCUUUCCAAGUCCAGCAGAUGGACUUUCUCUGCCAUAUGAUCCACACCAAUAAAGCUUCAGAGAAGUC